GUCACGGGUUCACAUAACUGGUACUCAAGCAGAUGCGGACCAAUACAAAAAUUCGGACUUAGUUACUGUUGUAUAAGACGCAAGCGGACGUCAGCAUAUUUUUAACAGAAAAGCAUUUAUAAUAAAGGCAGAGAUGGUGCUGACGGUUUGAAGGUGAGCUGUGCAUGCCUAAUUUAUGGAUUAUUCCAGGAGAGUGAAAUAGCAACUUGCGAAGACAGCCGCCUGCAAGCAGCAAUGCAAUGGGUGAAGCAGCGAUGGACACCCAGUUAGAUUCGCAGAGGAAGGAAGAGGACCUGAAGUUAAAAGUUCACCAUGUGUGCAGAAAUCUUUUUGGGCCGGUGGACCACCAGCAGCUGCAGCAGGACUUCCAGCGGUUGCUGUGGAGGAGUGUGGAAGUCGCCAAGCAGAAGUGGAGCUUUGACUUCCUGAGUGACAGCCCUGUGGAUGGCAUUCUGGAGUGGGAGCAGCUGAAAUGCCAGGAGGUGCCCACCUUCUACAGGAGCUGCGUAGUAAGGAAUGGACAGAGGCUCCUGCGGGAGGCCCAGGGGACUGCCACCAAACCUGGCAACGCUCACCUGGAGGACCUGACCAGGGAGGACUGCAAAACCUGCAAAUUUGAAAAUUGCUGCACAGCCAUGCUCGGGAAUCGGAGGCAGACUUCCAUUACAGAUUUCUAUGAAGUUAAGAAGAGGUGCUUGUGUCACAAGAAAAAUCAUCACCAGUAACAAGGAUUGAAGAAAAAAGAGAAUAAAAAACUGCUAGGGUCUGCUACUGUAAGGGGAGACAUUUUAGAAAGCUACAAUAUGUGUGUGUGUGUGUGUGUGUGUGUGUGUGUGUGUGUGUGUGUGUGUAAACUUUUUACUUUGUUUUAAAAUGUCCUCUAUAAUUCCAUAUUAAUAUACAUUAAAACAUGUCUAAUCCAGAACCUCUAUAAACCAGCAUUCUGUAUAAUUCAGCACAAUUUGUGGGCCCCAUUGUUGUGUUUAAUAUACUGUGUACUGUAUGUACUUAAUGAAGUUGUUUUUUAAGUGUUUAGUUUUGUUAUUUAACCUUUUUUUUUUGUUAUAGUACUAGAUUUUUUUACAGUAACUCUAAUGCCACACAUUGCCUAAUCUCUAACAAUUUUCCAGUGCCAAGUGACACUGGAUUGGACAGGUUUUACUGUAUUUAUAAUAUAUUUAGCCUAUAUACAAUACAUGAUAAAUAAUGAAUGUAAUUACAAAGCUUGGAAUACAAUAUGAGAUGUAAAACUACACUACAAUGUUACACCCAUACACACUACAGUUUACAUCUGAGGCAGAGUUGUGUACAUCUUGUAAAUAUAUGUUCCAUCAAAUUAUAUAUUUUAUUGUUUUCUCUUGAUCAUUUGUAUCAUUUUUAU
Acipenser ruthenus (sterlet) is the source of this 1381-nucleotide messenger RNA. It is a transcript of the gene cdkn1d, whose product is annotated as cyclin-dependent kinase inhibitor 1D. Gene Ontology annotation, molecular function: cyclin-dependent protein serine/threonine kinase inhibitor activity. The coding region runs from base 240 to 725 and encodes 161 amino acids. Gene Ontology annotation, biological process: regulation of mitotic cell cycle; signal transduction by p53 class mediator. The transcript is spliced from 3 exons. Gene Ontology annotation, cellular component: nucleus. NCBI's taxonomy places the organism in Eukaryota, Metazoa, Chordata, Actinopteri, Acipenseriformes, Acipenseridae. The record is from RefSeq and is a predicted model, not a curated record.